This is a messenger RNA of Nematostella vectensis (starlet sea anemone), 1406 nucleotides long. Its product is annotated as achaete-scute homolog 2. Gene Ontology annotation, biological process: regulation of transcription by RNA polymerase II; developmental process. Gene Ontology annotation, molecular function: DNA-binding transcription factor activity, RNA polymerase II-specific; protein dimerization activity; RNA polymerase II transcription regulatory region sequence-specific DNA binding. The transcript has 2 exons. Lineage: Eukaryota; Metazoa; Cnidaria; Anthozoa; Actiniaria; Edwardsiidae. The record is from RefSeq and is a predicted model, not a curated record. Bases 126 to 659 code for a protein of 177 amino acids.
GGCCUUAAAUUAACACACAGAAUAGCGCGUCAUGGACGUAUAAAUAGUGGGUUUUACGGGGCAAGAGAACUUUAAAGGAAUCUUCGCUGGAGUGGAACAUAACACAAGGGUGGUGGCGUAAAUCGAUGAGUGAAACAGAAGACAUGAGCUUGAAUGAAAUCUCGAAAAAUUCGGCUUUCUCUAUACCAGCAUCUAGCAUUCGGUAUACUUCGCUAAGCGAGGAUGAUAGUGCAGAAGUACGACCCGCUACGAAAUUCGCCAUGGUUCCCACACCUGUUUUAGGUCAAACACGGCGACGGAGGGCAGUGAGUACUGCGAAGCAAAAAGAGCCGGCUGUAGUAGCGAGAAGAAAUGCCAGAGAGAGAAAACGAGUGAAACUGGUCAACGACGGCUUCAUGAGGCUAAGAAAACAUGUUCCAACUGAUCCUAAGAAUAAGAAAUUAUCCAAAGUUAAGACACUUCGCAGUGCAAUUGAAUAUAUCCGUCAUCUUCAGCAUCUGCUCGGUCAAGCGAAUAAACACCAGAUCCCCAGUGAUUCAGACCUCGUUACAGCUGCCUCGGCAUCGGCGGAAUGGAUCACCACCGAAUUCAAGCGCGAAGGGGAGUUCAAAAGCGAAUUUGGAAAACCUGUGUUUUCUUUCGGACAGCAGAGAUCGUGAAGCUCUAAUUCGACUCAUGACAGUUCGUAUUGAGCGAUAUAACAAUGCGCAAAAAUAGGGCGCCUUCCGCACGAGAAGAGGCGUCCGUGGAGACUUCCACGAUCAACGUGGACUCCCACCUUGUGUUUGAAAUGGUCGGAAAUGGGAAUAACGAAGAAAGAAGGGUUGAAUGCGGCAGUGGAUUUUAUUCAAAGUGGAGGAGAUACAAGAAUAGGCAAUGUUAUCGCGCAAGACCAUCUCCCGCUGUUUGUUACUACAGACCGAGUGGUUAUAUUGCCAGCAUAAAAAUAAAGUGCCUAGUAUGGAACUUUACAAAAUAUAUUGAAACGAAGAAGAUAUAUAGUUUAGAAAUACUAACAUUCUUUCAUAAAUAUGUAUAAAAUAUCCAUAUAUAGUUUGAAACUAUUUAAAUGAGGUUCUGCCAAAAUUAUUGUACACACGUUUUGACUAAAAAAGGAAAAUGAGAAACCCAAAGGUUUUGUAGUAAACACAAAUAAAUUGAUUGAACUUGUUUUUUUUCUGGGUAUUGGACUUUCUUUGGCGGCUUACGGAAAUCCGGCAAAUUUCUGAGUGACAGCAAUUUUCCGGCUAAAAAACUGUUCAAAUCGCACAAUAGGCCUUGAAUGCAAACGUAAAAACGUCUAUUGUAAUCUCAAAAAAAUGGGAAAUCCUCAUACUCCUUAAUAGUUUAAAGAAAAUUCUGAGAUGUGUUUUAUAGUAUAUUUUUCAAUAAAACAUUCAUUCAAA